AGUCAAGGAUCUUCAAAAUGGUUGCCAAACUAUCCAGUAUCUGCUAAAAAUUCUAAUAAAAAGAUACCAAAUGAUGAAUUUAUUAGAAAAUUAACUACAGCCUCAUCUGACGAUAUGUAUGUAUCUAUAAAUAUUGUAAAUGAGAGCGCUGAAGAAGAUUAUAUAGCAAAACAAUUAGCUCAAUUAUUCGCAACGGCUUAUAGCAGUGAAAAUGAACUUCAACGAAUUAAGCAAAAAGAAAUUCGAAAUUGGUAUAACUACGCUGAAGUAUUUGAAACCAGAGUAAGUGAACUAAUAGCAGAUGGUUUCGAAGACCAUACUGCACGAACUGCACUAUAUGAUGAAAUGAUGCCAUUAAUUUUGGGUAUCACACGGGAGAACUUGCGACAAAGAACGCAUAAAGCUCGG
This is a messenger RNA of Dentiscutata erythropus, 408 nucleotides long. NCBI's taxonomy places the organism in Eukaryota, Fungi, Glomeromycota, Glomeromycetes, Diversisporales, Gigasporaceae. The record is from the annotation of a GenBank genome assembly.